GGGAAGGCGAUGGCGGCGUCCCUCACUCCUCUCCUCUCCUUCCCCACUCCCCUCUUCUGCCUCCGUCUCACCCUUUCUGUGUUAUAGAGAUGCGAUGGGGUUUGGGGGCGGCGACCCGGAGGCGCUGAUGAGGGACUUCCUCCGCGAGCUCGGAGGCUGCGCGGUGAUCGACGGCGGGCUCGCGACGGAGCUCGAGGCCAACGGCGCGGAUCUCAAUGACCCUCUCUGGAGCGCCAAAUGCCUCAUUAGCUCCCCCCACCUCAUCCGCAAGGUCCAUCUGGACUAUCUUGAAGCUGGUGCAAAUAUUAUAAUCACUUCAUCCUAUCAGGCUACCAUUCAGGGUUUUGAAUCAAGAGGCUUCUCUGCAGAAGAAAGUGAAGCCUUAUUGCAGAAAAGUGCUGAAAUUGCAUGUGAAGCACGUGAUAUAUUUUAUAAAGGGUGCUCAAAAGGAUUUGAAAAUCAUAAUGAAACUAAGAAGCACACUGUAUUGGUGGCAGCUUCUAUAGGAAGCUACGGAGCAUAUCUAGCAGAUGGUUCUGAGUAUAGUGGGGAAUAUAGCAAAGAAAUGACCCUGGAAAAGUUGAAGAAUUUUCACAGGAGAAGAGUUGAAGUCCUUGCAGAAUCUGGUGCUGAUUUAAUUGCUUUUGAAACAAUUCCUAAUAAAUUGGAAGCUCAGGCAUAUGCUGAACUUCUUGAGGAAAAUAAUACAAGGACUCCAGCUUGGUUUUCUUUUAAUUCAAAAGACGGCGUUAAUGUGGUCAGCGGAGAUUCAUUGAUUGAAUGUGCCUCUCUUGCUGAUUCAUGCAAGAAGGUUGUUGCCAUUGGAAUAAACUGCACCCCCCCAAGAUUCAUCCAGGGAUUAAUUCUCUCAAUUAGGAAGGUGACGAAGAAACCAAUUCUGAUAUAUCCAAACAGUGGAGAGAGAUAUGAUGCUGAAAAGAAGGAAUGGGUGACAUCCACCGGUGUUACGGAUGAGGACUUUGUCUCUUAUGUAAGGGUAUGGUGUGAAGCUGGAGCCUGCCUCAUUGGCGGCUGUUGCAGGACUACUCCAAAUACUAUAAGAGGCAUUUCAAAGGUUCUUCAGAAGUAAUUCGUUUCUAGUGAGUCAAAACCAUAAGACUUUUGUAGAACUCUAUGGCAACGUAAGUAAGAUCUAUCUAUCUAAUAGUGAGUGGUCUAAUGCUGAGCUCUGCCUAUAAUCCUUUAUUGAUGUUAAAAGUUUUCUGAUAGUGGAUUUCUAUCUGCAUUUUGAAGAAUUUUGUUGAA
Molecule: messenger RNA, 1266 nt
Organism: Musa acuminata subsp. malaccensis (wild Malaysian banana)
Lineage: Eukaryota; Viridiplantae; Streptophyta; Magnoliopsida; Zingiberales; Musaceae
Product: homocysteine S-methyltransferase 2
Biological process (GO): S-methylmethionine cycle
Molecular function (GO): zinc ion binding; S-adenosylmethionine-homocysteine S-methyltransferase activity
Source: RefSeq, a predicted model, not a curated record